Molecule: messenger RNA, 1081 nt
Organism: Nylanderia fulva
Lineage: Eukaryota; Metazoa; Arthropoda; Insecta; Hymenoptera; Formicidae
Product: cutA divalent cation tolerance homolog
Biological process (GO): response to metal ion
Molecular function (GO): copper ion binding
Source: RefSeq, a predicted model, not a curated record
UAACUUGAGAUAUUUGCAGCUCUCUGACUUUACCAACUGUUUUCGAAAAAUAUUACGUGAAAAUCGUAGAAAAAGAUACAGAAAUAUUUUUUAUACUUAAAAAUCCAAAUUUCGAAAACUCAAAAUUAUGUUCAUUAAUUUUUCGCUCCAAUUUAAUCUAUCCAUAAUGUAUACAACAUUCUUGACAUCACGCUGUUUAUUAUUCUUCCCACUCUCCUUGUUGUCAAAUAUUAUUGAUCAGCUGGUGGUCAAGAGGCAGAUUCUUGUCGUUCCGUUCUCUUUGAAGUUCACCGACAUCAAGCCGGCUCUCUACAGAUGCUAUUCGCAACGCGAACCUCUAUCGCGGGAGCGUUGAUGUUUUUCUGCAUCGCGAGGAGUGUUUGCGCCCAGGUCUACCGGAACAUGUCAUCGUCGAGCCUCCCCGGGUUGUAUUCCGUGGCCUACGUCACCGUGCCGAACGACACGGUGGCAAAAAAUUUAGCGCGUGGCCUGGUAGAAAAUAAACUCGCCGCCUGUGUCAACAUCAUCCCACAACUUCUUUCCAUAUACGAAUGGGAGGGGAAGAUACAAGAGGAUCCUGAACUUUUAUUGAUGAUAAAAACUAGGACAGAGAAAAUAGAUGCUCUAACAAAAUAUGUGAAAGAUAAUCAUCCCUAUACAAUUUGCGAAGUGAUUUCCCUGCCUAUACAAAAUGGAAAUGGCGAUUACUUGAAAUGGAUUGGAGACGUAGUGCCAUCACUUGAUACAACUCAAGAAAUGUAAGAUAUAUAAAUUCAAUACAGGAAAUUCACUAUUGUGUAUAUCAUUUCCCUUUUAAAAUUAUUCUACAAUUAAUCCUAUAUUUCGAUAUUAUUCUAUAUUCUAUAUAAUAAAUAAAGAACAAUCCACAAUAACUUGAACAUAAUAAUCUAAAGGCAGUAUAUAGAAUGUAUAAAUGUGUGAAAAGUUUCUUGUUAGAAUGUGAGAUGUCUUUCUUUGUCUAGAAUACUGAUAAUUAAAUAUGUUAUAAUAGAUCAAUCAAUCAAAGUGUCUACAUUGUAUGUAUACAUAUUAUUAAAAUAUAAUUAACAAUAUCACAUCA